Molecule: messenger RNA, 1467 nt
Organism: Cryptomeria japonica (Japanese cedar)
Lineage: Eukaryota; Viridiplantae; Streptophyta; Pinopsida; Cupressales; Cupressaceae
Product: zeatin O-glucosyltransferase
Exons: 1
Coding region: 1-1467 (488 amino acids)
Molecular function (GO): UDP-glycosyltransferase activity
Source: RefSeq, a predicted model, not a curated record
AUGAUACAAAUUCCUUUUAUAGGAAAGCCGUGUAUUGAAACUGCUUUGGGAAUGAUGAGUGGAGAUACAAGUGGUUCAAAAAUGCGAGUGGUGGUGGUGCCACUCCCUGCACAGGGACACCUCAAUCAGCUCCUCCAUUUUUCCAGAGUUAUCGCCCAACGAGGAGCAACCGUAUCCUUCGUGGCCACCUCCACCCAUAUUCACCAAGUCCGCAGCCGUGUUGAGGGAUGGGAAUUUCACAAGUUCGAUAUUCAUUUCGAGGAAUUGCCCAUGCCCCAUCUCUCCGGUGAGGAACUCGAUGCUCAGAGCUGCCAUACGUUUCCGAUUCAUUUGAUUCCUCUGUUUGAAGCCAUGGAGGAUCAGCUAGGGUCUCAUGUUGAUCAGCUGCUGCGUGCUAUCUGCUCCGAGAACAAUAACAGAGUGGUUAUAGUCUACGACUCGACUAUGGGAUGGAUUCAGACUGCGGCUACCAAAUAUUCAAUCCCUGCCUAUAUCUUCAGACCCAUCAGCGCUUAUUAUAAGAUAUGGAGCAAGCGGGUAAGUAAUGAGACAGGGGGUUCGUCCCCUUUUAAUAUAUCAUUGAAGCGUUGCUAUCCCGAAAGAUUGAUAAAAUAUCUUAGGCGCCAAAGGUCCCUGUUAGGUCCUGCCAAAGGGUAUAUAAUAAACACCUUCAGCGCGCUGGAAUCAGAAUUCAUUCGCCAGGGAAGAGAGGAAUUAGCCUACGGUGGGAAGCCCGUGUGGAGUGUGGGUUCUCUUCUUCCGCGGGCCUUUUUCAAUGACGAACGGCGGUUGCGAUUGCAGGUGGACACAGAGUGUAUGAGAUGGUUGGAUAGACAGGCUCCGGCGUCCGUUCUGUAUGUUUCAUUUGGCAGUAUAUCUUCUCUUUCGGUGACACAGAUCCGAGAACUGGCCGACGGAUUGGAACGCAGCGGUCAGCAUUUCAUGUGGGUGCUCAGGAUUUCCGACGGGGCCCAUUCCUCGACAGAAGCGCAGUUCGAUUCGGCUUGCAAGUUUUUGGAACAAGGGUACGGAAGGCGAUUAGAGGGACGGGGUUUGAUUGUGAGGAAUUGGGCGCCUCAGCUUGACAUCCUAUUUCACAAGUCGACGGGUGGGUUUUUAACGCACUGCGGUUGGAAUUCGACAGUGGAGAGUAUCAGCGCCGGAGUGGGCAUGCUGACUUGGCCUCUGCAUUGCGAUCAGUUUGCCAAUUCGGCCCUGAUAACUCGGGAGUUGAAAGCGGGCGUGGAAGUAAAAGAAUGGGAAAAUGCAGAGGAAAAUGAGAUGGUGAGUGCUGAGGAGGUUGAGAAAGCAGUGAAACGACUGAUGACGAGUGAGGAGGGAUUGCAGGUGAGAAAGAGGGCGCAGGAAUUGAGAGGCUCGGCUCGGAAGGCCGUUUGCGAUGGAGGGUCUUCGUGGAAGGAUAUGGAUUCUCUUCUCCAUCACUUUUCUCAAUCAUUUUCUGAUUAG